This is a messenger RNA of Micropterus dolomieu (smallmouth bass), 2633 nucleotides long. RefSeq names its product claudin 23-like (gene cldn23l). Gene Ontology annotation, cellular component: bicellular tight junction; plasma membrane. The record is from RefSeq and is a predicted model, not a curated record. Gene Ontology annotation, biological process: cell adhesion; bicellular tight junction assembly. Bases 986 to 1744 code for a protein of 252 amino acids. Lineage: Eukaryota; Metazoa; Chordata; Actinopteri; Centrarchiformes; Centrarchidae. Gene Ontology annotation, molecular function: structural molecule activity. The transcript has 4 exons.
AGAGAGAGGCACACGCUGAGAGGAGGCAGCAAAGCAAGCAGACACAAAGGAGACAGACACAAGGACAAUGAGAGACAAGAAGACAGAGAAAAUUAGGAGGCAGGAGAGAUCGUGGGGGGAGUGCUGCAUGGACAGAUGAGAAAGAAGAGAGAGCGAGAAUAAUGAAGAGGUGGUUGCAACAUCUGCUGCCAGAGAGAGAAAUGUUAGCCAUUCAGAUGACAGCAGCCAGGGAUCUGCAUUGAGAUCUCCACAACCCCUCCUGAAUGGUGUUUCCAUACCUUCCCCCUUGCUGUGUCCGCAUCAAAACAAACCAAGCAUCUAGUGAAGUCACUGCAUUGAAAUCAUUGCAGUAACAGACAAUAAUGAAUGGACUUGGCAGGAACAGCUUUUGGCAUGAUUAUUGUUAUUAUUGUAUUAUUGUUAUUAUUGUAGUGCAUCUAUAAUUUUAGCAUCAAAAGUCGACGUGAUCUGGCUAAAAUGUUUUUUUUACCAAGUACUUUGUGAUGCAGCUGACUGUUAAACCUAUUUAAUUCACUCCAAAUGCAGAGAUUGUCCUGACAGCUGGGUCAGGCCUCUCUUUCUCGUCAUGUAGCAGAACAGGAAUUUCUGCCAUAUUUUUAUAACAGUGUUGCCGUAUAAUUUUAGACACAGAUGACACUCGAAGACAGUCAGAAUGAAGAAUCUGCUGCUAAAAGAGAGGAGAGUUUUCGAUGAAGAGACACAGAUCUGCAGUGUCUGGUCAAAGGAGACAUUUGUGAAACGUGACUGGAUUUAGAUCCACCCGUUCUGACGGGUCCCACGACACCAACAUAUGACAAUAACAAACAGCAUCCCUGUCUGGAGGAGCAGCAGCCACUGCCAUCUUUCUUAUGGAAAAUACUCCCAUUCAGCAGAGGUACUGUGCAGCUGAUAUGUUUUAUUUUUACAGAAAACAAAUGAGCUAUUUGUCCUGAGAGUUUUGUAUAGAAUCAGGCUCGCACAGCUUAUGAUGCACACUCCAGCCUCCAUGGUGAUGGGGAUUGUUUUCGCCCCUUUGGGAUUGGUCCUUGUCUUCACUGCCGCUAUUACACCUCAGUGGAGAGAGGGACAGGCGCGUCUGAGCAUGGCAGGGUUGGGGUCACUUCUUCGGUCAGGAGUGAAAGGUCAGGGGAUGGGGGUCAGGUCCGGGUCAGUGGAGGCACUGCUCUUACUGCGCUCGGAUGGACUUUGGGAGAGCUGCCUGCAGGUGGAGCAUUCAGAACUGAAGCAGUGCUGGCCCGUGGCAGGUCCGUACCAGAGAGACCCUAGGGUUCGCCUGGCACAAGGUUUGGUCCUGACCUCAUUGCUCCUGUGUGGCUUUGGCAUUGUCCUGGCAUGUAUUGGGGUCAGGUGUUGGACAGAUAUACCUCUGAGAGGUGUAGCAGCUACAGGUGGACUCCUGGUGGUGAUGUCCGGGCUGCUGAGCCUGACUGCUCUUGGGGUGUACACCCACAACCUUGGAAGACUGGGGAUGGCAGAUCCAAGUCAAGGCAUCAAUAACCCCAGGUUCCCCCUCCUCACCCUACACCCAGCCGGCUCACUCUACUUUGGAUGGCUGGGUUCAUGUUUACAGGUGCUUGGAGGCAGCGCUCUGUUGUUCAGCUUCAAACGACCAAGAUGCCCGACCUGCCCGUCCUGCUCAGAGCUACCUGCCUGCCCUGCGUGUCGCUCAUGUCCAGAGAUUACCAACAAACCAGACACGGACAUAUAUGAAGUCAGCUGUUAGAAUAUGAACCUCAAACUUUUGAGCACUUUUUAAAGUCACUUCUAACUUAUCAGCUAAUAAAUCUGCCAACUAAUGAAAUUAGUCAUUUCAUAAAUGAUUGUGAACCACGGGACAUUGCCACUACCUUGUUAAUAGACUCUAAUGUCAGGUAUGAACAUGAUGGAUGUAAUUGCCCCUUGACAUAGACAGAAACAUAAUUUUCGGGUGUGAAAAACAAAGUGAUGAAUCACAGAAUACAAAGACUGUUACAGAUUGAUUGAGUUCAACGAGGUUGAAAAGAAUUUAAGUUCCUGCUGCCUUCAACAUGUAUGUCUUUGUGCUGCCUUUUACAGUGUAGCCAUGCCUUUGUACUGUUAGCAAGAAACAUGACAUUCUUUGUGUCAGAACAAAACUGUGUAUGUAAAAUAAAAAAUGUCUGUGAGAUUGGACUUGGCUUUAAAUAUGAACAGUCAGAGGGGCUUGCUUUAGAUGCAGUUAGAUUUCUUCUGUGAUUUCUAGUUUUCUGUUCCUGUUAUGGUCCUCUGGAAUGGAGACACCAAUCAAGGAUCAAUUUCACCAAAUGGAUUUGCAAUCUUCUUUUAAUAUUUUCUUGAUUGAAUCACUGCAAACAAUGAAAAACACUUUUAAAAAUAGAAGUCAGAGUGCUGCAAGAACAUUACACAUGCCAAUUUCCUAACCUGUCAGAGUAAAUGAGAAUAUGAUACCUUCACUAAAGACCCUUCAUCUAAUGAAUGUGAUAUUUCUGACUUUAUAACAUGAACAGUGAGAAGGAAAAAUGUUUGAGGAGGAGGAUGUCCAACAGGUGUUGUUUAUUCUUUGUAAAUUAUUUAUUGGUGUUAUCUUGUUAAAGUGUGUUGUAUUGUGCAUUGAAUAAAACAUUUCAACAAUA